Messenger RNA from Colossoma macropomum (tambaqui), 6401 nucleotides. RefSeq names its product growth hormone receptor a (gene ghra). Bases 283 to 2154 code for a protein of 623 amino acids. NCBI's taxonomy places the organism in Eukaryota, Metazoa, Chordata, Actinopteri, Characiformes, Serrasalmidae. Gene Ontology annotation, molecular function: protein binding. The transcript is spliced from 9 exons. The record is from RefSeq and is a predicted model, not a curated record.
GUGAGUGAAAUCAGCGCGAGACUCUCGCCGCGCUCGGGCCGGAGCAGCGGAUUCACGCGCCGCGGUUCGUGUGUGUGCGCGCGCUAGAGAGAGACGCGGAGAGCAGUGUGUGAGAGUGACACGGUGCGUGUAUGUGUGUGCGCGAGCGUGUAUGUGUUUACACGCGGAAUGCUGGUCUGAUCCGCGCGCGCGUGAGGAGUGCGGAGGACAGCGCGAGCACAUGAGCGGAGGACAGCGCGCGAGGAAAAAGUCUACAAGUUCAGCACGGAGCAGCUGAAGGUCAUGGAGCUCCGAACUUCUCUCAGCCUGCUGUGUGUGCUGCUUUGCAUGCUGGGAAUCCAGGCCAUCAGCCAACACAGAGACACACCUGAGGAUUACACACCAGGCACACACACACCUGAGGAUUACACACCAGACCUCCCUGUGUUCCCUCACUUCACCACCUGUCGUUCCAGGGAGCAGGAGACGUUCCGCUGUUGGUGGAGCGCCGGGACCUUCUCUAAUCUCAGCGAGCCCGGAGCUCUCGCCGUCUUCUUCCAGAUGAAAACCACGCCGCUCUCUGACUGGCAGGAGUGUCCUGAGUACACAGCCACGGUGGAGAACGAGUGCUACUUCAACAAGACCUUCACGCAGAUCUGGACGUCCUACUGCGUGCAGCUGCGCGCGACUACGCAGAACAUCACCUACGACGAGUACUGCUUCACCGUGGAGAACAUCGUGCACCCUGACCCCCCUGUAGGGCUGAACUGGACGCUGCUGAAUGUGAGCCGUUCGGGGCUGAACUUUGACAUCCUGGUACGUUGGGCUCCGCCUCCAUCUGCAGACGUGCAAACGGGCUGGAUGAGCCUGAAAUAUGAGGUCCAGUACAGGCAAAGGAAUGCCUUCCACUGGGACAAGCUGGAACUGGAGAGCGGGACGCAGCAGUCCAUCUACGGCCUGCAGACCGAUAAAGAGUACGAGGUUCGGGUUCACUGCAAAAUGUCCUCCUUCGAGAACUUCGGCGAGUUCAGCGACAGUAUAUUUGUGCACGUGGCUCCGAUACCCAGCAAAGAGUCGAUGUUCCCGAUGAAGGUGCUGCUGGUUUUCGGGGUGCUGGGUCUGGUGAUCCUCCUCAUGCUCGUCAUCUUCACCCAGCAGCAGAGGUUGAUGGUGAUUUUACUGCCUCCUGUUCCAGCUCCUAAAAUUAAAGGGAUUGAUCCAGAGCUCUUAAAGAAAGGGAAGAUGGACCAGCUGAACUCUCUGCUGAGCAGCCAGCACAUGUACAACCAGGACACCUACCGCGAGGACCCCUGGGUGGAGUUCAUCCAGCUGGACCUGGACGAUGCCGGCGGGAAGAGCGACAGUUCGGACACUCAGCGCCUGCUGGGUCUGACCCGGCCUGGCCUGAAGGGCGACGACGACUCAGGCCGCGCCAGCUGCUACGACCCAGACCUCCUGCCAGACCCCGAGGGCCUUCUGGCGGCCCACUGUGAGAUGGAAGAACGGCACCCACUGGUCAGUGAGAGUGGCCCGUCCACCCCCAGCCCAGAGGCGGCAGACGCUCCCUUCUUUCCAGUCCAGACGCAGCCUGUAGGCCAAAGCUGGAUCAACAUGGACUUCUACGCCCAGGUGAGUGAUGUCACGCCGGCAGGGGGCGUGGUCCUGUCUCCUGGGCAGCAGAGCGACACGCCUGGCAAGAACCCUGCUGAGAAGAAGAAGAAGGGAGAGGAUGCUGGUGACGAGGAGGUGGAGAAGGAGAAGAAGAUGCAGCUGCAGCUCCUGGUGGUGGGUUCGGACGGAGGAUAUUCUCCAGAGGUCGUCGCCAGGCAGGUUGAGUCUAGCGCCCCCUACAGUCCUGCUCCAGAAAACGCCUACCAUGCCCUUCCUCCCGAGCCUGGCGAGGAACCUCAGACCUGGAGUGGUGGGUACUUGGCGGCUGAUGGAGAAGCCCAGACGCCGUACUUCCUACCUGAAGCUCCGCCAGCCUCCAUACUGCCCCCUGUCUCAGACUAUACGGUAGUGCAGGAGGUGGACGGACAGCACAGCCUUCUGCUAAACCCCUCGGCUCCACAAUCACCAGCAUGCCCACCGAACCCCACCAAACACCUGCCCAGCAUGCCAGCCGUGCCCAUGGGGUACCUCACCCCGGAGCUGUUGGAGAACCUCAGCCCGUGAACCUCAGGGCGUUCGCACAGAAGCUAAAGGGCGAUUGCCUAAAUGGUUUUUCGCCAUUGACACACGGCCUUUUCAUCCGCCAUCUGCUGGAACCCAAAGUAGCGCGAUGGAGAGACGCAGAACAGUCGGAUUAUUCCACCCAGGAAUGUGUGUUUGUGUUGGCUUGUUCUGAUGUGCUAGUCUAAUGGGAAACGCUGUAAAUGUGUCUAUUUCUGGCUGGUAUUCAUGCUGUUUGCCGGCACACGUAAGCGGAAAUAUCCCUCAGAAACACUUUGUGCCUGCGCUUAUGCUACGGAAAACACUAGCUAGCCUAAUGAACCAUGUAUUCAUCUUGUGUUUUAGUGAGUUUGGGUUUGGUUAGAUGUCACAGCGCAGUAUGGGAUGUUUUUUCAAGCAGGGAAUAAGUCUAAGAAUGGCCUUUCACCUGUCUAGGUUUGGGCUUAAUCUGAGAAAGGUACAGUUUAAGCCACGCACGGGUUCCAAACGACCCACUUUUGCAUUAGAAUUUAGGGCCUCAGCGGUCCCGAUAAGCUGGAGUGAAAUAUUAGAGAUGGCACGAUACCGAUACUGAUACUGAAACCGACACUGAUACCAAUACUGAGACAAUACUAUUUUCUUUAAAAAUUAAUAAGCUUUAUUUACGUCUGUAAUGUGAAGUUUUUGCACAUAGCUGAAAUAGUAAAGACUCUCAGGCUUUACUUCAUACUUAGCAUUAUGUUCGUUUACGUUACUUCUACUAAUCCUACUUUACGGUACGUGACUUCUACUAAUGCUACUGAGCAUUAUGUUUGUUUAUGUUAUUUUCACUGAUCCCACUUUCAUCCAAUAUUUUAUCCACUUUUCAUACCAAUCCUGCUUUACUUCACUUUGCUAAUUUCUACAUUACUUUUACUAAUCUUACUUUACGUCAAGUUACUUAUACUAAUCCUACUUCACGUUAAUUUCCGUUACCUUUACUAAUCCUACUUUACUUUGCUUAAGUUGCGUUAUUCCUCAAAUCCUACUUUGCUUUGUGUUAUUUCUACUAAUCCUCAUUAACUUCUUUUUACGUAACAUUAUUUCUUCCAAUCCUACUUUGCUUCACUUUACGGUACAUUAUUUCUUCCCUCUUUACUUCACGCUCCUUUACGUUGUUAUUUCUACCAAUCACACUUCAGCUGACGCUACGUUAUUAAUUCUACUCCCCUCUUUAUAUUGCUUUACGUAAUGUUAUUUAUAGUGUUCUUGCUUUGCGUUAUUUCUGCUAAUUACCAUAUUACCACUUUGCUUUACUUUACUUUUUUUCUACUAAUCUUAUUUCACUUAAGUUUACGGUACGUUAUUUCUACUAAUCAGAUUUGAGUUCAAGUUACAUUAUUUAUACUAAUCCUACUUCACUGUGAGGUACGUCCUACUUGGCUUCACUUUACGGUACGUCAUUUGUACUAAUCAUACUUCAGUUUACAUUAUAUUAUUUUUAGUAAUCCUACUUUUCUUUCAGUUACACUAUUUCGCCUAAUCCUACUUCAGUUUACGCUACGUUAUUUCUACUAAUAUUUCAGUUUCAGUUUUUGCUUUGAGUUACACUAUUUCAGCAAAUCCUGCUUUACUUCGCUUUAUGUUGCCGUUUCUGUUAAUCCUACUACAUUAUUACGUUGCUAAUUGUACUAAUCCUGCUAUGUUUACGUUAUUUGUAGUAUUCCUGCUUUAAUGUACUUUACAUCAUAUUAUCUCUGCUAACUAACUGUACUUCACUUCACGUUACAGUAUUACUUCUAAUCCCACUUUGCUUUUACUUUAUUUCUGCUAAUCCCACUUUACUUCGGUUUACGUUAUUAUUUCAGAAUUUCGGAAUUUGUUUUUUUUCCCUCCGGUAUCCAGUAUGUGGUAUCGAAUCGUUGCCAUCUCUGUGAAAUAUGAAUCUCUACACUUUCACUGUGAAGGAAAACACUAUUGCUUCGAAUCAGAGUUGCUGGGAACAUCCAGUUCCAGCCAAACGGACAGGAUUCGGCCCAUCCGGAGAUCCAGAUGAGUCAUCUCCGUAACACGGCGAUAUUUCUCUCUGACUCCGGCCUCGAUCCUGUCAGAGAGUCCGAUUUAUUGGAGCGAUUCUUUUUUACAGCAUAGCAGCCACGCGGCACAUUUUCAAUUUCCCUGCAUCAGCCAGAUUGUGUGUGUGGGUUGUUGGGGAUGGGGGGGCAGCGGGUCGAUGCUGGAGCUGUUUGCUAAUUGAAAAGGACAGAAACUGAUUUUAUACAGAAGCCAAAAAACCAUUGCGGCUCAGGGGCGGUCAGGAACGUUUGCUUAACCGAGUGAUGUUUGGGGAAAUUUAUAUAUAUACAUAUGUGCAUGUUCAUGCAUUUAUAGCCAUGGGUUCUAGAUAUCUAAGCCUUUAUACUAAAGCCUCUUGUCUUAAUGAACUGUGCUUAAGCCUUGCCUUGUUUGAGUCACUACACACAGAAGAAAACGUGGACUGAAAGGAUUUUGUCUUACAGCUCUCACAACCUUUCUACACAUGUAGCAGUUUUAUAACGAUGAAGUAACGGUCAUCGUUGCGGUGAUGACGGUUCAGAGCUGGACGCUCGCUCCCGAUCAUAUGCACAGUGUUUAAUGUUGUUAAUGUUGUUGAAUGUUGUUUAAUGUUGUUGGCACAGCCAUGUUCACCAAUCAGCUGCUUUUUUACAGGGAAAAUCAAACAAAUCAUGCAUUAUUUUUUUAAUCAGAGCAGGAAUAAUAACUGGAAACCAGGAGUGCUUUAAUCUUCUCCGUUUAAAACACACUUCAAAAAGUACAGGUGCCUUUCAAAUGGUUCACUAUAGAGAUGUCUUUACAGCGGUGGUGAUGGGAGCCAGGGGUCGCCAUGACUACAACACAAAUAUAGUCAUUUUAUUUACUAUCCAGAACCACCAGUGAACCUACACGAGUCUCCUGAGUUUAUAUGUAUAUAUUUAUAGAUAUUUUUACUUGUUUUAAGUAAUUUUAUCAAGUAAAUUUUCUCACUAAAACAAGCAAAAUUAGUCUCCAGUGUAGUUAAAUCGAGUUAAAAAUGUCUCAAAAUAAGUUAAAUGAUCUCAUAAUAAGCUAAACAAUCUCAUCAUUAGAGAUUUUACACAUAUUGACUAGAUUUGUGAUACUUUUGCUUAGAUAUCUGCAUGUUUUAAAACCAAAAUCUUUUCAAAUCUGUCAUAAAACAGUGUCUCAGUCAUCAGGCAGUGAAUUCAUAGCCAUUUCAUGUAGUAACUUUCUGUGAGGGAGCUUUUAGAGGUGGAUGUCUGGUUCCUAUCACCACCACUGUGAACAGCUCUGACUCUAGAACGGAGCGUUUCACACCAAACCACUCUGAACCGCUCUGUUUAUUUAAUUAUGCAGAAAUCUUUAACAAAAAUCAUUUAAAGAACCUCCACAUAGUGAAAGGUUCCACAAAGCCAAGAACCUUUGAGGUACCUUUGUAUUUUAGAGUGGAGUUAAUAGAACAGGUCCGUCUGUUUUAACACCCACAGUCGGCGCCGUGCGAACGUGAGACCAGAGAAACGCUCGAUUUUGACGGCUGAUGUAAACGUAUGUACAGAGACAGUGUUUUCACUGGGAAGUGUUUGUGUGCUUUGUGACUGUUCCUCGAUGUUCUGAUGUUCCGAGUUUGGGCAGGAGGUCAGGAGGACGAUGGGAAACGUGCUGGACCAAACGGUCACAGCUUUGGUUCUGAUGCUUGAAUAUUGGGUCCUGUGUUGUGUUGAAUGUCUGUACUAGCUGUGAGUGUUUACAGCAGCGCAUAAAUCAAGUGUACUUAAAAUACGUCAUUUUUGCUUUGCACUGAAAUACGUAAUGCACUAAAUUUAAUGAGUCAAACGUGGACAUUGUCUGAUAGAGACAGUCAACCUUAAAGAGCCCUACAGUUUUCUUAUAUUUUAUUUUCAUCGCUUUCAGACAUUUCUGUGCUUUUAAGUAUCAAAAACAGUCAUAUUUCAUUUCUACAUGACCAUUUUACAACCUCUUUUUAUCCCUUACAAAUGAACAGGCUGUGCCUUUAAGAUUGAUAUAUGUAAAUGAGCUCUGUUUUGAUUGAAUGCCUCAUUCAAAAAGCAGUUCAGGCCUUCUAUAUAACUUCAGCUUGAAACGGUGGGGCCAAACCACAAUCCAUUCAGCCUACAGCAGUGUAGCCCCACCCAUUCAGCCUAUAGCAGUUUAGCCCCGCCCAUUCAGUCUACAGCAGUUUAGCCCCACCCAUUCAGCCUACAGCAGUGUAGCCCCACCCAUUCAGCCUACAGCAG